AUUACUUAGUAGCCUCCGAAAAUUCCAUGUCAUGAAAACCGGCAUUUUAUUAUUUUCCUUUUUUUUUAUUCACAGAUGGUGAUAAUUUUAACUAAAUUUUUGUCAUUUUAUUAAAAAAAUAUAUUUUGCUAUUUAGAUAUAAAGUGCUAAAUUAGAGUAGUAAAUAUUGUGGUUGGAGAAAAACAAGCCAGUGAAGUUGGUAUAGAUCGGGUGUGUGAGACUGCAAGGCCCCGCUGACAAUGAAGUGGCAUCUUUUGUAAAAAUCCAUUCGUAUUUCAACCAAAAUCAAGAUCCAACCGUGAAAUCUCGAUAUAUAGUAUCCGCAAGGGAUGACGGGCAUAUGUUUACCAAAGGCGGUACUGACAAUAUUCCUAUUCAUAUUUAAUGUCGCCUUCCUGAUUUGUGGAAUCGCUGCAAUCGCGGUUGGUGUAAUCGCAACGGUGGAAACCGACACAUUUCGAUCCAUCAGGGAAAUUUCAAGCGACUUUGAAAGUGAAUUCAUUUGCUAUGGACUCAUCGCAUCUGGUGUCUUCUUGCUUGUGGUGGCCAUUUUUGGAUUCGUGGCAAUUUCAAGAGAGGAUAAAGCUUGGGCCCUUGUUUACGCGAUUUGCAUGAUUAUCCUUUUGGCUAUGAACAUUGCGUUAAGCGUGUAUGUUUUGAGGUGGCGUAACACUCUGCAGAGAGGCGAAGUUCGCGAAAAACUUAUACAGCUGUGGGAUCAUAAGAACGGCUCCUUUCUGGAAAUCAGCGACAACAAACUAAAAGCAGCGAAAGUCUACCUAAUUCAGAGAAAAUUCAAAUGCUGUGGAAUCGAUGGUCCGGAGGAUUAUGAACAGAAAGAUUCUACCAAGCAAUCGGGAAAACCACUUCCUGUUUCCUGUUGCCCGAAAAUUUCGAAAAAAUGUUCUUCUGAUUUGACUUACCAUGUUGGUUGCAAUCAAGCUAUUGAGGACAUGCUGAGAAAAUACUCUCACUAUAUUCAAUAUGUUCCGAUCUUGCUUGCCAUUCUUGUAGCUCUUGCAACGAUAUUCGCAAUUUGCUACGCUAGUCGACUAUUGGGAUUAGGUGGCAAGAAACGGAGCGGAUGAUAUUGUGGUUAUUGUUCUCUAAAUACUUGUCAUAAGGCUUACAAAUUUUAUCCGAUUUUAUCGUA
Hermetia illucens (black soldier fly) is the source of this 1153-nucleotide messenger RNA. RefSeq names its product 23 kDa integral membrane protein-like. Bases 330 to 1088 code for a protein of 252 amino acids. Gene Ontology annotation, cellular component: membrane. Lineage: Eukaryota; Metazoa; Arthropoda; Insecta; Diptera; Stratiomyidae. The record is from RefSeq and is a predicted model, not a curated record. The transcript has a single exon.